AUGCCUGGAAGCGGUUGGAAUAUCAUUCUGCCGAUCUCCACGUUGAUGAUGAACGCAACGACGGGGAACAAGGUCCUUUACGACCACUUGAUCAGAGAAACGGUCAAUUAUGAUAUAACUAAUAUCAGUGCUAUGGUCUUUGUAUUUAUCUACCUGCAACACUGUGAAGAUUAUUCAAAUCUGCACGACCUAGAACUGUUCACUUUGAGCAGAUACUCGUUCACGUUGUUCAAAAGGUUCUCCUUCGUGCACCUACUCUGGAAGCUGAACCAUUUCGUCGUGAUCGCCUCCUCGCAGCCCCUACUCAGGCUGCUCCUGCAAGGUAUAAAGGACUCGACCUGGUCCAAUUUCAACGGCGUCCAUGUUCUGAUAGACAGGAAGACCGAGGAACGUGGAUGCGUGAACGCUUACAGAUACCUGCGGACUGCUUGGGAAUAUGAUCUUCUAUCCACGAUUUUCUUGUGCAUCGAUCCUGUCGAUGGAUUGGUGAUCUAUACCUAUAAUCCUUAUUCUAGAAAUGCUCCAACGGUUUGGGGAGACGUUGGGAAUUUCAAAGGACGAAGUGGACAUCCUUGGGUAUUGCUGAAGAGGAAACACCGAGAUGGUCCAAGGAUGUGUAAUGGCCUCUGGUUCGACAAAACGACCGACCUGAACGGAUACGAAGUCAGACUGAACGCGAUAGAAUUUAAUCCUCACGUCUGCAUAGAUCCCAAUAAAAGAGGCCUGGACAAAUUCACCGGUGACAAUAGCGAAAUCGUAAAAAUAGUGUUCCGCAAGCUGAACACGACCGUGAACGUGGACGUGCGUCAUGGCACCCCUGACGAUCUUGGUGGCAUCGAUUCGGACGGUAUCAUGGUGGGAAUGCUCGCUGAAAUUGGUUCUGGUAAUGUGGACAUGGGAAUGAACGUGAGGAGCUUGCACGCGAUGUGGAAAAUCGAGCACACCUAUCCCCAUGACCAAGAUGGUUUCUGCGUGAUCACUCAGCGAUCGGGCGAAGUUUCGAAGUUGAUGAAGAUCCUAUCGUUCAUGUCACCGGGAGUAAUUCUUGGGAACGUCGUCGUCCUUCUGAUCGCCCUGUUUGUGCUCACCAAAUACGGGGGUUGUCUGCCAGCUGGCUUAAAUAUAAUCCGUCUGGUUACCUGCGUGUCUAUACUUCGAAUCCCCCAGCACUCCCCCACCAGAAUCGUCUUGAGCAACGUGUUCCUGAUGGUACUGAUCAUAAACGCGUCGUUUCAAGGUCACUGGGCUUCGUUGCUUACCAUUCCAGUCUCUCGUCCUAACAUCAGGACCGUGGAGGACCUCAAGAACUCAAACUACACGAUAUACGGCUCGAGGUUCAUCACGGACUACAUAUACGAUCCAGUGUUGCGAUCCCGUUUCCACGAGGUCGCCUAUUACCACGAGUGCAAGCAACAGGUUCUCGCAACGCCGUACACCGCAUGCUUAGACGACUGUCUUCACCUGUACCUAGGCAGCAGGGAGAAGACUCUGCACCGUUCGAGGCGUAUACAGCAGACCAUACAGGUGUACGCGACCAGAGAAAACUGGCCAAUGUUCAAUCGUGUCACGGACGUGAUACGGACGGUCGUGGAAGCCGGUCUGGUCAAUAUGUGGAGGAAACUAAACUUAAGGAAAGUGUAUAUGGCGUGGAAGCGUCAACGGUUGAACGACAAGAGGAAAUUCAGGAUAUUAAGGAUAAGGCACAUAACCUUCAGUUUCUGCAUACUUGGGAUUGGUUAUUUUUUUGCUACCCUUGUGUUUGUCACGGAGAUUCUAAUCAAAUGGUAUUGGAAGAGUAGGGAAAAAUGGAGAAUUGUACAGCAUGAUACACGGUUGAAACGUUCUUAG
Dufourea novaeangliae is the source of this 1848-nucleotide messenger RNA. RefSeq lists its product as uncharacterized. NCBI's taxonomy places the organism in Eukaryota, Metazoa, Arthropoda, Insecta, Hymenoptera, Halictidae. Bases 1 to 1848 code for a protein of 615 amino acids. The record is from RefSeq and is a predicted model, not a curated record. The transcript has 6 exons.